AUGCCGUCGCCACCAGAGGAUGCCGACAUCUCCAAUCUGGCCGCUGAUGCCGAUGACUCGGUCUUUUCAAUUGUCCAUGAACAUUAUUUAAAGCGAGAACUUAUAAGACUCCAGAUUGAUCAUGAGGUUGCCAAGCUUAAUGAUUUCAAAAAUAUUGGCCAGUUAGGUCCACCAUUCUUACAGCAUAACGACCCCAAUCACCAGAAGCAUGCGACAGCCGGUAGGAGGCGAAGGUCGUCGUCCAAAUCAUCAGCCAAGCGACCAAGAUCUAGCAUGGGAAGACUUAGUUUAGAUGCUACUGUUGAAGAUGACCAUUUGACUCCCGAAGAGAGGUUUCCAAUAUUUCGCCACUUUUUGGCCCAUCGCAUUAAGACAUUCCCAUUUCUGGGUACUGCUGACGACGUGGAGUUCUGGCAGAAAAAGGUUCAACCGUUUAUUGAGAGUUUUGCAGAAAAAGACAUUUCUUCGACUGCUGACCGUGAAGAGGCCACGAAACGAAAACGUAUGGGUGUCAAAAUUACCAAACUCAUUCAAUUGUAUACGGUUUCAGGGGUUCAUACUACUCGCCGUGAGGAGCACGACGUCAAAGUGCAGACUAUUUCUCAACGAGGCAUUCAAGAAGUCGACGGAGCAGAAGUCGCUGAAAAGGCUGCUAAAGUUGAUAAAUUUAUUAAUGGCUAUCGCAUAAAUAUCGAGGGUGUACGCAAAGUCACUACUCGUAAAGGAUUCUUUUCUGAUACCUCUUAUCAGUAUAUCAUUCAGGCAAAUAUGGAGGGUGCACCUCCCGUUCAUGUAGCUCGAAGCUAUUCAGAAUUUAAAGAGCUCGAUAGGAAACUACACAAAGAGUUCCCUGGCAGAGAGGUUCCUCAAUUGCCUGCAAAGAAUAGGGUAUCUAGUUUAUAUGGAGGGGGUGGGAAUCUCGAUUCGAAUGGCAGUAUAUCAAAGGCCACUGGAAGCAAUAAAGGAGUUGGUCUUGGCGAUGAUGAUGAUCUGGAUCUGGACGAAGACGACGACGAUUUUUUCGAGACUGAAUCUGUAUCGUCGGCUAACUCUUCCUCAUCGAAUGUGAAUUCGGCCAAGAAAAAGAAAAUCAAGACACCACUGUCCACGCUGCUGGCGCGCGCCAAACUGGCCCCUUCGCAAUCACCGAGCGAAGUUCCUCGCGAGAAACAGCGGAUUGUCUUACGAGCAUACCUUCAUAAGCUUGUGGAAAUACCUAAAGUCACCAAAAGUGCUGCAUUUUUAGAGUUUCUUUUCAAAGACCGUAUUAGAGACUUGACGGCUGCUGAAAAGGCAGAUAUCGAGAUCCGUAAACAGAUGGAUGCCAUCCGUGUGGAAGAACAGUUGCGAUUUCUGGAAGUCGCCAAAGAACGAGCCAAGAUGCUGGAAGGUUAUAUUACUGAGUUCAAACAGGAACUAAUCAAAAAAGACGGGCUCGCAAAUAUAUUCAGGGAGUUAAAGAUGUAUCGGCGUGUUGAAGACAUGUCACCCAAGUUUCAAAAGUUUAUAGAAUGGGUCGUUAUUGAGCUGGCUGCCACUUUGUACCAUAUUUUUGUAGCACAGGACAGUUCACCUGAGUUUUUUUCCCAAGUCCGACGACUACACAGUCUGAUGCCUUAUUCGGUUUUAAAAGGCAUUUUACGUGUAUCCAACCCGGUAGCAGUCAUGAAGGGUCUUACCGAUCUAUUUUUGGCUCAACCAUUUGGAAAACGGUCUCUGAUGCAGAAUCUAAUGCUUGUCGUACUAGCGGAUGACAUGAAAGCCCAAGAUAAAUUGGCCAACGAGAUUCGGUCUAAAAUGGCGUAUCCAGAGUUGUGUGAUGUAUUUGAAGAAUACGUAGAUGCUGAACCCGAGGUUCACAACUAUGUUCAAAAACUGAGUCAGGAGACAGGCACUGAUUUGAUUAUGCAAAUAUACAGGGUCAGUGGAGAUUCAUUUGGCUCGCCACUACCGCAUGACCAGCUCCAGACUGUGGAAGGCUGGUAUAAAGAUUGGACUUUGAAACGAAAGGAGCAAAGAGAUGGAAAAGAAACUACGGGCAAUCCCUUUGACGACUCGUCGGAAGCUGACUCGUAUGAACAACUUAAAGAGCUGUACUCAAUCAUUGUUCGGAAGCGAGACAAAGAUAUGAUGCAGUUGUUCUGGGAAGAUAGUAUCACAGUACAAUUUCUUAAGGAGCUUAUCACUGUAUUCUACGGCCCGUUAAUUCAAGUUUUCCGGUCAGCCAAAAUUUAUGAAUCAGUUGGCGAUUUUGAAAAGUUCAUGAGUGAUCUCGUUCGAACGGUGCAUAAAGCCGAGGCCGAAGCGCUGAGUGCUGACCCGAAUCAGACAGUUCAGCAAUUCAUCGACUUGUGUAAGCGACAUCAGAAUAUGGUUAUCAGGUUUAUUAAUGAAGUAUAUAUCAACGACAAUGGACUAUUUGAUGGUAUUCUUUUGUGGAUGAGCGAUAUUAUCGAGUUCCUUCGUAACGGUCCUAUCCAGCCACUUGAUUUGGUCGGUUUAAUAGAAAGGGCUGCUGAAGAAGGCGAGAUAUCGGUGGAUGCUCUAGCAGCUGAAAUGGACGCUAUACAGGAUUGGAUCCGAGCACGUCGUGAAUGGCGAGAUCGUCGUGUUAAACUUGAGCAACAGGCUACAAAUGACAGUCAAUCCAGUACUGUAUGGGAUGCUGCAUUACCCAGUGGUGGUCUCAUGGACGGUUCUGCGUUUGGUUUAGCAGAGGUAAGUGUGAUAUUUUUGUGGUCUACAGAUAACUGGACUGUUUUUAGUGACUACAACUUGUGA
This is a messenger RNA of Sugiyamaella lignohabitans, 2781 nucleotides long. RefSeq lists its product as uncharacterized. Bases 1 to 2781 code for a protein of 926 amino acids. Gene Ontology annotation, molecular function: phosphatidylinositol binding. The record is from RefSeq and is a predicted model, not a curated record. The transcript has a single exon. NCBI's taxonomy places the organism in Eukaryota, Fungi, Ascomycota, Dipodascomycetes, Dipodascales, Trichomonascaceae.